UCCAGAGACUUGGCUACCGGCGAGGAGACAGCUGAUCGGAUUGGAACGAAAUAAAAAAUAUAUAUAAAAAAAAAAAAAAGGAAUAUCGUUUCAUUGAACAGGGAACAUGGGUGACAUUGACAAGGGAAAGAAGGCUUUUGUCCAGAAGUGUGCCCAGUGUCAUACUGUUGAAAAUGGAGGAAAGCACAAGGUCGGGCCAAACCUCUGGGGUCUGUUUGGACGCAAGACUGGACAGGCUGAAGGCUUUUCCUACACGGAUGCCAACAAAGCCAAAGGCAUUGUCUGGGACACUGAUACCCUCAUGACGUACUUGGAGAACCCAAAGAAAUACAUUCCAGGAACAAAGAUGAUCUUCGCAGGCAUCAAGAAGAAGGGCGAGCGUGCAGAUCUCAUAGCAUAUUUGAAGUCUGCAACUUCGUAGAUUAACAUCUACGUUUUGUUCAGUGUUUUUUUUGUCUUCUAGAAAUAUCAACUGUUCAGAGGAAAAGGGGAAGCUUAGACUCUUAUUCUUAGCAUUUUAACAGUUAUGUCUGAUAAUAUAAUAUGCCAUUUAGCAGACGCUUUUAUCCAAAGCGACUUACAGUCAUGUGUGCAUACAUUUUUACAUAUG
This is a messenger RNA of Coregonus clupeaformis (lake whitefish), 610 nucleotides long. RefSeq names its product cytochrome c. Gene Ontology annotation, cellular component: mitochondrial intermembrane space. Bases 107 to 421 code for a protein of 104 amino acids. Gene Ontology annotation, biological process: mitochondrial electron transport, ubiquinol to cytochrome c; mitochondrial electron transport, cytochrome c to oxygen. The transcript is spliced from 3 exons. Lineage: Eukaryota; Metazoa; Chordata; Actinopteri; Salmoniformes; Salmonidae. The record is from RefSeq and is a predicted model, not a curated record. Gene Ontology annotation, molecular function: heme binding; electron transfer activity.